Messenger RNA from Quercus lobata, 2601 nucleotides. Its product is annotated as O-fucosyltransferase 16-like. The coding region runs from base 1 to 2136 and encodes 711 amino acids. NCBI's taxonomy places the organism in Eukaryota, Viridiplantae, Streptophyta, Magnoliopsida, Fagales, Fagaceae. The record is from RefSeq and is a predicted model, not a curated record. The transcript is spliced from 9 exons.
AUGGAAACGCUGACGACAGCGACACAGAGCGAAGAAGAAAACCAACAACAAGAAGAACAACAACAGAUACAAAACGAGCUUCAUCUUCACAGUCACAAUCAUCAGACUGUUCAAUGUUCUUCGUCUUCUUCUUCUGCAGACACAAACACAAACACAAUUCCGCUCUCUAUUCAUCUGUCUUUCACAGACACAGAAACCAAUACGGAAAUAGUCAUGAAGAAGAAGAAGAGGUUGAAUAAUAGCGGCAGUAACGGCCACAUCCACCACCACCAUAACGGCGUCGUUUUGGCCAGCCUCAUGUACCAUUUCCGUCGUAAACGGCGUCUCCGCCGCCACCUUUUCCCUCUCCUCUCCGUCAUCUCCGGCUGCUUCCUCCUCCUCUUCGCCGCUUUCUCUCUCCCUCUCCACUCCGUUAACAAUGCGGUGGAGCUCCGGUCGGGUUCGGACUCGGAUCCUUUUCCAGCUUUCAGCGUACCGGCAAGUGAAGGGAGCUUAGGCCGAGAUUUGUGGAGAACGAGUUUCUCCGAGUUGUAUAGAGGUUGCAGUAAUGCCAGCGAUAAGUUUGCUAGUACUGUAUCGGGAACUCCGAUUCUUCAAGUUUAUCGGAUUUUCAACUCGUUUAAUAUCGGACUACUACUUGUUGAUUUUUUGGACUCUAAAGACUGCUUUUUUUCCUUCUGGGUUUUUGAUUCUGCAGGGGCUAAUGUGAAAACGAUUCCAAAUCGGUAUUUGUUGAUUGAUGCUAGUGGAGGCUUGAAUCAGCAAAGAACAGGGAUAACAGAUGCUGUUGUUGCAGCUUACAUAUUGAAUGCUACUCUUGUUGUUCCCCAACUGGAUCAGAAAUCUUUUUGGAAGGAUACCAGUGAGUUUGCUGAAAUCUUUGAUGUGGACCAAUUUAUCUCCUUUCUUUCAAAAGAUGUUAAAAUUGUUAAAGAGAUUCCGCCAAACGGAGGGAAAGUCUUGAGUCCAUUCACCAUGCGUGUUCCAAGGAAGUGUAAUCCAAAAUGCUACCAGAGCCGUGUUCUGCCUGUUCUUAUAAAAAAGCAUGCUGUUCGGCUCUCUAAGUUUGAUUACAGGCUUUCAAACAAGUUGGGUACUCAAUUACAAAGGCUGAGAUGUAGAGUUAACUACCAUGCUUUAACAUUUACCGAUUCUAUUGUUGAAAUGGGAAAAAAUUUGGUUGGGAGGAUGAGGAUGAAAGGCAAGCAUUUCAUUGCCCUGCAUUUGAGGUUUGAACCUGAUAUGCUUGCAUUUUCUGGAUGCGAUUAUGGUGGGGGAGAAAAAGAAAGUAUUGAACUUGGUGAAAUACGGAAGAGGUGGAAAACUUUGCAUACAAGAAACCCUGACAAAGUUCGAAGGCAUGGACGAUGCCCACUCACUCCGGAGGAAGUUGGUCUUAUGCUAAGAGCAUUGGGUUUUGGAAGUGAUGUUCACUUGUAUGUGGCAUCAGGUGAAGUAUAUGGAGGUGAAGAGACAUUGGCACCGCUCAAAGCACUCUUCCCAAAUUUUCAUUCAAAAGAAACUAUAGCCAGCAAGGAGGAGUUGGCUCCAUUUUCAUCAUUUUCUUCUCGUAUGGCUGCACUAGACUUCAUUGUUUGUGAUGAAAGUGAUGUUUUUGUCACCAAUAACAAUGGCAAUAUGGCUAGAAUGUUAGCCGGGCGAAGAAGAUACUUUGGGCACAAACCAACAAUCCGUCCAAAUGCUAAAAAGCUGUACCGGUUGUUCAUGAACCGAAAUAACAUGACAUGGGUAGAGUUUGCCUCCAAAGUUCGAACUUUUCAGAUUGGCUUCAUGGGAGAGCCAAAUGAGGUGAAGCCUGGCACGGGUGAGUUUCAUGAGAACCCUCUAUCGUGCAUAUGUGACAAGUCCGGGAAAAAGGCCAAGGUGGUUUUGAUUCCCCAAAAUGAAACUUAUAAUCGCAAUACAAGUGGCAAGGAGGAUAACACAAAUAAAGAUACUGGUGAUGUGACAGACGAGCAGUCAAUGGAGGAUGAGCUAGAAUGGUCCGAUAUGGAUUAUAUGGAGAAUGUAAAUACGCUUCAAGGGAAAGGGUUCCCUAAUGGAACAGAAUCAGAUCCUAAUAUUUCACUUAAACCUGAGCUACCAGAAUUAGCCGAAGAGUUAUUUUCGGACUAAAAUAAAGAAGACUGCAUUCAUUUCCCAUUGAGAUUAGUUAUAUGCUUUACAUAACCCAAUUUUUCUUCAAAUUCUUUGGAUCCUUUUGUUCCCUCUUCCCUGUUCUGCUUCAAUGGGGCAGCUUUUUCAGAUUAAGUGGCCUCUCAUAAGAAAGCAAUUUGUGUACAUAAAGCCAUUGGCAGUUGAGAAAAUUAGUGUUUCCAGUUUCUUUAUAUGGCUGCACAUGGGGAUGAGCUGCUCCUCUACUUAGAUUUAGGAACUUCUUGUACAUUUGACAACUAGGAUAUGUGGCUAAGGACAAUGUUUUGCUUUAUUUGAGGAUUCUUGCCGUAAGGCCGGGGCAGUUAUAUUAUAGAAGGGAAGGGAAAGGGAAACAGGGAUUUAGAUUGGUUUUAAAACUUAGGCUCAAGUUUUUCCCUUUAGUUCUUUUUAUUUUUAUAAUAGCUAUAUAAUUUUUUUUUUUUU